Molecule: messenger RNA, 3975 nt
Organism: Bacidia gigantensis
Lineage: Eukaryota; Fungi; Ascomycota; Lecanoromycetes; Lecanorales; Ramalinaceae
Exons: 1
Coding region: 1-3975 (1324 amino acids)
Biological process (GO): establishment of mitochondrion localization; dynein-driven meiotic oscillatory nuclear movement; microtubule cytoskeleton organization
Cellular component (GO): cell cortex; mitochondrion
Molecular function (GO): tubulin binding; phospholipid binding
Source: RefSeq, a predicted model, not a curated record
AUGGCUCUCGAGCACGGUCAGACCAUGACUCCGCACCAUGUUCCUACUCCAUCAGAAACGCCUUUCGAGACCCCUGGACUGGGCCUCUCCCAACACUCCUCUCGCCAUGGAUCAACUUCUAAUUUCACGACACCGCUUGCGUUUCCUCCCGAGCACGACUCUUACUUCCCUCGCUCUCAAGUGGACAGAGACACAGUCUAUGUGGAGAAGAGAUCCUCGCGACGAUUUACAUCAGAUUUGGACAACUCUCUUAUCCAACAGAUUCAUACCUUGCGUCUUGAGCGUGACGAAAAGAAUGCUGCCGUGGAAAGGUUGGAAGAAACCUUUCACGAGAGUAAGACAGAGCAAGAAAGACUUAGUCAGGAGGUUGCAUCGCGAAAUGCAGAAACAAGAUCGGUGAAGAAGCAGAUGCAAUUACUUGAAAGCGGGACUUUAGCUGCGUUAGGAGAUAUAGCAAAAGAGAGGGAUGAUGCAAUGGGCGUCGCUGUUGAAACGCGGAAACGGCUGGAGGCAUCUAAUCAAAAGCUUCGCGCUCAGGAGGAAGACGCAGAAAGGGCACAAAACAUAAAAGACAAGGAACAGGAGGCAUGGUUGGAUGAUAAGCGUAACCUUGAGCGGAAAGUUCAUAUUUUAGAAAGUCGACUCAAAACAAUGGUCGCCGAAAUGGUUGCCGCAGAAUCGGCCUGGAUGGAGCAGUCGGGCGCAAAGGAAGACAACGAGAGCAUGCAAGAGGCGGCAGCCAAAGGAGAUACGUUCAGCGUACGCUCAAACAGUCGUGCUGAAUCAAGAAUAAGUGUCAGAAGCAAUGAGGAUUACCAGGAUUCGAAAGACCCACGAUUUCGUGCGCCAUCACGCUUGAGCGCUUUGCCUGAGUUAGGAGAGUCAACGAGUAGUUUGAGUCUGGCCGAUGAGCUUGGGGACAACGAUUCCGAGCAAGAUGAAGUCGACAAUCAGGACAGCGUACCACCAGACUCUCCUGAACGUCUUCCGGAAGAGGCCGAACAUCGCGCUCGCCGCUUCUCAGGAGACUAUAAAGCUCGGAAAAUGAUGGGUCUGCCUUUAGAAUAUAGUGAUGCCGCAGACAAGGCACUUGAUCAGCACGCUGCCGGGAUCGUCAAGGAUUAUGUGCGCCAUCCUGCAAGGGACAACAGCAUUGCCUACAAUGAUAUUGCGACGCAGUAUUCCCCACCACUUUCACCCAAACAUUCGAAGCAAGGUUCCUCUAGUACUGCACCGAAUGCGUCCGCUCAGCUAGAACAUGCAACAAGACCGAAGCGGGUUUCGAUUCCGUCGGUAUUCUUGGGGCAAACAACAGCGCCUGCCUUGGCGGCGCCAAAACUUGCUGUCACCAUCAAUGCUUCAUGCCAGACGGAAGAUCUGGAUCAAAGUGAUGCAGGUGCCUCAUCGUCUUCGGCUUUUCCUGCAGAAGUGUUCGAUAGCUCCACGCAAACUACCGAGCAGAAUGAGGAUUUGAAACUGAAUGCACUUAGCCGUGUUGAUCCUCUUUCGAUGGAUAUACCAUUUAUAACCAUUCAGCCGCCUGCUUCCAGGCCUUCCUCUUCUCACGCAAGCGUCAUGCUGCCUCCGCGAACGAAAAACGCAGGCUGCCAGGCUGAGUUAGACGUACCGCGUAGUGUUCGUUCCGUUUGCAUGCAAACGGAGGAGAUUCGGGUGGAUAAGCGGCCUCUUCGUUUGCCACCUCGACUAGCUUCAGUGUCUGCUUUGACACAACCAUCUCCCAGAUAUGCUGAUCGGCGCCAACAGCGAGGUGCACCCAGACUUGCGAAAGCUCCUAAACGAAAUCUCAAGAGUCCACCUCCGGUGCUACAACAUGAUCCACCGCCAGAGAGUCCGCCAAUAAGCAGUAUUCGAGAUUUCUAUCCUGGUCAAAAUGAUGACGGGCCUUUAAACGAGAAAAACCAGACAGGCCCUCGACGGCCGGUAAGGUCUGACAGCAUUUUUGCUGGCUUCUCGGACGAUGACUUGCUGGAGAAUGUUGAAGUCGAAAUAAGCGACGAUGAGAUCAACACCGCUCCACCCAUACGUAAAACAUUGUCAAAGGUCAAAGAUUCCUGGAAACUGGUGCCCCAAAAUCGGGUAACGGUGCUUGAUCGCCUGGAGUCCGCGUCUGAGACCGAAGCACAAGCGAAUGGUGGCGCUUCUCAGCUAUCAAAGGAAGAAGGGACGGUCGAAGGGACGGUCGCGGGGUCAUCUAAGACAUUCAAUCCUAAAUCUCCACCACCGGCCCCGUUGAAGCUUGCAGCGGCCAAGCAUCAUGGUGCUCGGAAAGCAGCCCCUCUGUCCACGGGGCCAGCGGACUACAGUCAACGGAAAAGAAGCCCGAGUGAACCAAGCGCCUCAAAUGCCCCUGCAGAAAUGCCUCCACCUCCGUUUCCAGUGCCUACCAGAUCAAGCUCUCGGAAGAUACCUAUUAGCGCUAGUGAAGGUGCAGGCAGUCCGACUCCCUACUCUACGAGCUUCUUCACAACGGGUCGCAAGAAUACGAAAAGGAAGCCUCCUGUCAAGCCGAAGAUUCUGCGGAAAACACAAUCUGCGGCUGCGGUAACACAUCCUACCCCUCCCACAGAGCUUCCGCCGCCUCUGCCCGCCUCGACAGCUUCAACAGCCUCCAAUCCGCCAAGCACACCUCCCCGUCGACCUCGGAAUCAAUUCAUACUUCCGUAUCCAAGUGAAGCUGAAGAGAAAAAACACAGCAUCGAUCCUGAAGUACCUCAGUCGCCACAGGAAGAUACCGGCGUCGAAUCUCAAAGUCAGCAUACGAGCGUGGUCGAUGCAAUCGCCCAGACGAUGGUUGGUGAAUGGAUGUGGAAAUAUGUUAGAAAGAGAAGCUCGUUCGGAAUUACGGAAAAUGCGCAGACAGAUUUUCAGAAUGGAAAGGUGGGUGAUUCUGGUGCGGUUGGGGGAGUGCGACAUAAGCGUUGGGUCUGGCUUGCACCAUAUGAACGUGCUGUAAUCUGGAGCGGCAAGCAACCGACAUCAGGGCCUGCCUUGUUGGGCAAGGGUGGAAGGAAGCGUAGGUCAAUGACUCAUUGUUGCUUGAUAAUGACUGACUUUCUGCCAGUUGCCAUCCAAUCUGUCUUAGAUGUGAAGGACGAAACCCCUCUUCCUAAGGGAUUUACACACGAACCAAUUUUCAAUCGGUCAAUACUCAUACUCACACCUGAUCGGGCUUUGAAGGUCACAGCAGUAACCAGAGAGCGUCACUACAUAUGGCUUACUGCGCUCUCUUACCUGAGUGCUUCAAGCCAAGGUAUGACGGAUUUCGAGACGCCCUCACCAGAGCAACAAGCCCAGUUACCAAGACCGCCUUCACAAGAGCCCGUCGUCAACGUUCGACGAGCACCCCAUCGCGAUUCUAUCCGAGUAUCUAAAUCAAAAGGCAGACCCUCAAUCGGGCCGCAUUCUUUCUCGUCGCCCACCGCGGAGGCUACUUACUCAAACGUCCCACAAAUUUCAUUUGACAGCAUUGAGCGCCCAUCUGAAGAGGCGGCCGAACCACCACAGAUUCCACGGAUUGCUGCACAUGCAAGAAAGCGGAGUAGCACUGGACCGCGAAUGAUACCUCUUAGUUCACUUGGCAAUUACCCAAAUAACGCCGCCGCAACCGCCUCGAGUAUUGAGUUCAACAUACCAACCACUCGCGACAGGUAUGAGAAAGGUCGACCUUUCUCAAGAGGUACCUCUAAUCCGGCCACAACGCACACCACCAUGACGCGUAGUACCACUGACACACACAUCAUUCCUAACGACUUCUUCGAUGCUGUUGGCACUGUCAGGAUGGAAGCUUUUGUGCAAGACAAAGAAAACCACCAGGCACCAAAAAGAAAGGCCAAAGAGCCACGAAGCUUCCGCACUCGACAGGGCAAGAAGAAAGACCUUUCUUACUGGGGCGUUACAGAAGGCAGUGCGGGGAGUGAGGGGAGGAGGAGCGAAGAUCCUUUCCGAGGAUUUUAA